Molecule: messenger RNA, 1021 nt
Organism: Metopolophium dirhodum (rose-grain aphid)
Lineage: Eukaryota; Metazoa; Arthropoda; Insecta; Hemiptera; Aphididae
Exons: 2
Coding region: 104-766 (220 amino acids)
Source: RefSeq, a predicted model, not a curated record
GCAAUACCGUUUCACAAAGUAUAAAACCUAGUAAUUUUUUAUCAAAAGUUUGUUCAAACAAAUAUCUCGUCGUGCAUCCAGUGCGAUAGCGAUUAUUUACAACAUGGGAAGUUACAAAUUAUACGUAGCCGUCAUGGCAAUAGCCAUAGCUGUAGUACAGGAAGCUAGUUGCGGUGGUUCGUCUGACGAUGAACUGUACGAUGAGCAGGAAGAAGCGUCUGUCGAAUUACAGAUGGAGCACCGUCAGUGCGAUGAAUACAAAUCGAAGAUCUGGGACAAAGCAUUUAGUAACCAGGCGGCUAUGCAGCUGAUGGCACUAACGUGUAAUACAGGUAAAGAAUUAGGCUCCGACGAAGUGUGCUCGGACACGACGCGGGCCAUUUUUAACUUCGCCGAUGUGAUGACCACCAACCAGAACGCCCAUUACUCGGUGGGUAUGAUGAACAAGAUGCUGGCGUUCAUCGUGAGGGAGGUGGACACGACGUCCGACAAAUUCAGAGAGACAAAGACGGUUAUCGAUCGCAUCGCGAAUACUCCAGAGAUCCGAGACUAUAUCAAGCACACCACCGCCCGGUCCGUCGACUUGCUCAAGGAGCCCGAGAUUAGAGGCCGACUGUUCAAAGUGGUGAAAGCCUUCGAGGGUCUGUUAAAACCAUCCGAAAACGAGGAACUGAUCAAGCAGAGGAUUAGGGGGCUAACCAAUUCUCCCACCAAGGUGGCUAUGGGAGCCAUGAAUAAGGUUGGAAGUUUCUUUCGACGUUUUUAAUAAGCGCGUCUAUACAGACUAGUGAUAUAUUAUACUUAUAGAUAAAUAUAAAGUGCAUAUUUAAAAAAAAAAUUUGAAAUCUCACUUGCCUACCCUUUUGACAGUCGUUUUCAGUUUUUUGUACAGUAGGUACAAUUACACAUUAGGGAUAUCUGACUCAACACUCACUACAUUGUCCUUAUAAAUAUUAUCGUUAUUACUAUUGUUAUUAUUAUUUUAUUUUGUUCUAAAUAUACUCAACUGAUUAACGAAUGA